UUCUUCAAAGUUCCUUAAAAGAUAACCAGGCCAUAAAGAGAAUAAAUAUAGUACAACCAGGAACCGUUAUAGGAAAGAAAGAACUUGAUCAAAUGUGGGACGUCAUUCACAACGCAAUAAUAAAAGCAGCCAACCUAACCUUACCAAGGAAAAAAGUAUUAAACACAGGCUAUAGUAGGAAAAAAUCCAAAACAAAAACAGAUUUAGAAAAAAGCAUACUGGACUUGGGCAAG
Dentiscutata heterogama is the source of this 233-nucleotide messenger RNA. The record is from the annotation of a GenBank genome assembly. NCBI's taxonomy places the organism in Eukaryota, Fungi, Glomeromycota, Glomeromycetes, Diversisporales, Gigasporaceae.